AUGUCGUCCUCGGCUUCGCUCAAGAAUGCCACGGUUCAACCCAAAUUUUAUCACUCGCCACCUUUCAGUACGGAUGCUCCGGGCUACAAACCCGUACAAGGGGAGACUAUUCCAAGAAGACAUCCUUUGACAGCCAACAAGCUUGCGACUCGUCCUUCCGAAGAUGUUUCAACUGUUUUCGAUAUAAUCAAACGAAGCUCCGAGAAGUAUGGCAAUGCCAAAGCUGUCGGGAGUCGAACAUUGAUCAAGACUCACCAAGAAGUGAAGAAGGUGAAGAAAAUGGUCGAUGGUGAACAACAAGAAAUCGAUAAGAAGUGGACAUACUUUGAACUCAGCGAGUACAAAUACUUGAGUUUCGCAGAAUAUGAGAGAUUAAUCUUACAAAUUGGGGCUGGUUACAGAAAGCUUGGGUUGAAGAAAGAGGAUCGAGUGCAUAUUUUUGCUGCAACAAGUGCUCAUUGGUUAGCAUGUGCCCAUGGCGCCGUUUCUCAAUCAAUGCCGAUUGUCACCGCAUAUGAUACCUUGGGAGAGGAAGGCCUCAAACAUUCUCUGGUUGCAACCAGAGCGAAAGCUAUCUUUUUGGACCCUCAUCUACUACCAACCUUGAUCAAUCCCCUCAAAGAAGCUAAAGACAUUCAAUACGUUAUCUGGAACAGUCAGAAUGAGGUCAAGCAAGAGAACAUCGAUAACCUCAAGAAGGCACAUGAGAAGCUGAAGAUUUUGAGCUUUGAAGAGUUACGAAAGCUUGGUGAAGAAAACCCCGUCGACGCAGUAGCUCCCGCUCCGGAAGAUUUGUGCUGCAUCAUGUAUACCUCGGGUUCUACCGGACCACCAAAGGGUGUGCCAAUUAAGCACAAGGCAGUUGUUGCAGCUGUCGCUGGUGUUAACGUAAUUGUCGAGCCAUAUCUUGGUCCUGGUGACGGCCUUUUGACGUAUCUUCCUUUAGCUCAUAUUCUCGAAUUUGUUUUCGAAAAUGCUUGUUUAUACUGGGGCGGAACUAUGGGUUACGGAAACCCUAAGACUUUGUCGGAUACAUCAGUCAGAAAUUGCAAGGGAGACAUUCGAGAGUUUAAGCCGACUGUAUUAGUGGGUGUUCCCGCUGUGUGGGAGUCGGUCAAAAAGGGUAUCGUUGCCAAAGUCAACGGUGGAAGUCCAAUCGUCAAAAAUCUGUUCUGGGGUGCACUUUGGGCCAAGAACAACCUUUUACGUUAUGGUCUUCCGGGUGCUGAGGUUUUGGAUGCUCUGGUGUUUAAGAAGGUCAAGGAUGCUACUGGUGGAAGACUAAGAAUUUGCUUGAAUGGUGGUGGACCAAUCGCCAAAGAUACUCAGCGAUUCAUUUCCAUGGCCAUUACACCAAUGAUUAACGGAUAUGGAUUAACGGAGACCACGGCUAUGGGUGCUUUGAUGGAUCCUAUGGAAUGGACUGAUGAAGCAUUAGGUGAUAUUCCUGGUUGUAUUGAAAUCAAGCUUGUUGAUUUCCCAGAUGCUGGAUAUUAUGCAACCAACAAGCCAAACCCUCAAGGAGAAAUUUGGAUUAGAGGAGAUACUGUCAUGGAAGGCUACUAUGAGAACCCUGAAGAAACAGCAGAAGCUUUGACUGCAGAUGGAUGGUUCAAGACUGGUGAUAUUGGAGAGUGGGACAAGAACGGCCAUCUCAAUAUCAUUGACCGAAAGAAGAACUUGGUCAAGACUCAAAAUGGAGAAUAUAUCGCACUCGAGAAACUCGAAUCUAUUUACCGCUCAGCUACCGUGGUAGCGAAUAUCUGCGUUUAUGCCGAUUCACAGAAAACCAAGCCUGUGGCUUUAAUCGUUCCAGCUGAGCCUGCAUUGAAGAAACUGGCUGAAAAGGUUGGUGUUCAAGGAGCUAGUUUGGAGGAAUUGAUACACGAGAAGAAAAUCCAAGAUGCUGUUCUGAAAGAAUUACAAGCAGCUGGUAAGGCUGGUGGAUUAUCGGGAAUUGAAAUCAUUGAAGGUGUUGUCUUGUCCGAUGAAGAAUGGACUCCUCAAAGUGGAUUGGUAACUUCGGCACAGAAACUGCAGCGAAAGAAGAUUUUGGAGAAGUACAAGAAGGAAGUCGAUGCUGCAUAUGCUAGAAAUAACUAG
Sclerotinia sclerotiorum 1980 UF-70 is the source of this 2103-nucleotide messenger RNA. RefSeq lists its product as hypothetical. Gene Ontology annotation, cellular component: lipid droplet; endoplasmic reticulum; plasma membrane. The transcript has 3 exons. NCBI's taxonomy places the organism in Eukaryota, Fungi, Ascomycota, Leotiomycetes, Helotiales, Sclerotiniaceae. Bases 1 to 2103 code for a protein of 700 amino acids. Gene Ontology annotation, biological process: long-chain fatty-acyl-CoA metabolic process; long-chain fatty acid metabolic process. Gene Ontology annotation, molecular function: long-chain fatty acid-CoA ligase activity. The record is from RefSeq and is a predicted model, not a curated record.